CCUCUAACACACUUUUAACUGGAGACAGAAGAGGAUCCAGCAAAAGACUUGGGAACAUGCAAGCAUCACAAGUGCUCAUUUACCUGGCUCUCUUUGGUGCACUUGCUCGAGUAGGUGGCAGAGAUGGUGCGCACGCGAACCUGACAGAUAUUAAGACGGAAUCGCUAGAAAAAGGGCCAGAUAGUGACUAUAACGUGUCCGAGUGUUCAGCUUGUAGGUGGAGGAAGGAGAAUAAGGCACUGAGACUGGAGUCUAUCAAAUCGCAAAUUCUGAGCAAACUGCGCCUCAAAGAAGCACCCAACAUUAGUCGGGAUACAGUGAACCAACUUUUACCGAAAGCCCCUCCUCUGCAACGGCUACUUGAUCAAUAUGAUAUCCAAGGGGAUGAUAAUAACGAUGCCUUAUUAGAAGAGGACGAUUAUCAUGCUACCACCGAAACUCUCAUCACCAUGGCCACGGAGCCUGAACCUAGUGUCCAAGUCGAUGACAAACCGAAAUGUUGUUCCUUCAAGAUCAGCCCCAAAAUGCAGUUUAAUAAAGUAGUCAAAGCCCAUCUCUGGAUAUACCUGCGGCCAGUGAAACAAACCACAACGGUUUUUAUGCAGAUUCUACGACUAAAGCCAGUGGGGCAGGAAUGGACGAAUCACACACCAAUUCGCUCUUUAAAAUUCGACAUUAACUCUGGCACUGGCCAUUGGCAAAGUAUAGACUUCAAACGCGUACUACAAAACUGGCUCAAACAACCCGAAUCGAACUGGGGCAUCCAAAUCAAUGCAUCUGAUAUCAACGGACUCGACCUGGCUGUCACCUCCCCGGGAGUGGGGGAGGAAGGAUUGCAACCGUUUCUCGAAGUAAAGGUGACAGAAACAUCAAAACGAUCCAGAAGGAAUCUUGGGCUUGACUGUGAUGAGCACUCGACUGAAUCGCGCUGCUGUCGUUAUCCCCUCACUGUAGACUUUGAGGCUUUCGGUUGGGACUGGAUUAUAGCGCCCAAGAGAUACAAAGCCAAUUACUGCUCAGGACAAUGCGAGUACAUGUUCCUGCAAAAAUUCCCCCACACCCACCUUGUACAACAGGCCAACCCUAGGGGUUCGGCGGGACCCUGCUGCACCCCGACGAAGAUGUCGCCUAUAAAUAUGUUAUAUUUUAACGGAAGAGAACAAAUCAUCUAUGGAAAAAUCCCAGCGAUGGUAGUGGAUCGUUGUGGCUGUUCCUGA
Pristis pectinata (smalltooth sawfish) is the source of this 1217-nucleotide messenger RNA. It is a transcript of the gene mstnb, whose product is annotated as myostatin b. The record is from RefSeq and is a predicted model, not a curated record. NCBI's taxonomy places the organism in Eukaryota, Metazoa, Chordata, Chondrichthyes, Rhinopristiformes, Pristidae. Bases 57 to 1217 code for a protein of 386 amino acids. Gene Ontology annotation, molecular function: growth factor activity; cytokine activity. Gene Ontology annotation, cellular component: extracellular region. Gene Ontology annotation, biological process: SMAD protein signal transduction. The transcript has 3 exons.